UGGCUUGGCCGUAGCUUUUGCUGGAGGUUUGGCCUUUGCUGGAGCUUCUUCUUGAGCUGUCUUCACCUCCUUUGUUUCGGCAGCCACUGGAGAUUAUAAGGAAGGAUAUUAUAUUGGAGUGGAAGUAGUUGAAGGUGACCCAGAAGCAGAAAAACCAUUUUAUGGUCCAGGCUGAGAUUCAUUGCGGACAGGCUGAGAUCUGGAGGCAGAUUACUGCUGCUGGAGACACUUGUACUGAAGUGACAGAUUGUAUAAGUCAAGUUUUAGGACUUCAUAUUCUGGGUUGGUUGGGCCGGCUUGCUUUCCUUCCUCCUCGAUGUUUAUUAGUUCUUCCACCUCGGCCUCUCUCUUGCGGUGUUUUCCCUAAUUUUGAUUCCAUAUUUGUUCCUCGAGAUAAAGAUGUGUCUAAUUGUGAAGGCUCUGCUGACCUGCAUCAUAGCCCUUCAAUUGUUGAAUUUGAUGAGACGUCAUCACAAAUAUCUUGUCGUGACGCUCAGUCUUCGAGUGAAUUGUCAAUCCCCAAGAGUCCUCCUGCUUUGCUAAAAGGUAGCGUAACAACUUUAAACGUGGAUGUGCUUGAGCAGACAGUGUUGCCUCUUCAAAAUCAGCUUCUUACCCAUCUUGAAUCAAUGAAUCUGCUUCAACACAAGUCCAUGACACAGGUGGUGGAAUCUACUUUUAUCGUUUUGGAUCGUCUAUUAGUUAAUUAUACACCUUUUUAAGAGCGUGUGAAGGAGUUCAUUGCCUGUGCAUCAUCAUUUGCUGAUAUAGAGUAGUCCAUCAACAACAAACAUUCUUUUCAAGAGUUGAUGGAGCGGUACCAUAGUGAGAAAGUAAGGUAUAUAAGCAAAGUGGCUACUAUAAGCAACAAUAGUGUAGCUGUGUAGCAUCUAUCCAUUUUGGCUAUAUAAUUUGAUUGUUUUUUAUAUGUAAUUUGUCACUUUGUUCCAUCCUUGGUUAAAUGGAUUGGAUUUAGCUAGAUCUUAUGUAUGAUCGUAUAGCCUCUUCAUAAUCAGUAUGUUGGUUUGCGUAGAGCUUUGUAUGUGAAUUGCAUAGCUUGUACAAGGAUUUUUCUAUGUACAGCUUUUAAAUUAUGUUGAGAUUUACCGAAAUGAUACUAAUUUGAUAAAUAAAAGUCAUCUAUUUCACCUUUUCUGUUC
Molecule: messenger RNA, 1160 nt
Organism: Quercus lobata
Lineage: Eukaryota; Viridiplantae; Streptophyta; Magnoliopsida; Fagales; Fagaceae
Exons: 4
Coding region: 162-722 (186 amino acids)
Source: RefSeq, a predicted model, not a curated record